CUCCGAAGCGAGCUAGCGAACCUAUCCAGCAGCAACGUUAGUCAUCUCGCUAGGAAAAUAACAUCGGACAGAUAGCACCGAAUGCAGUGGAAGCCCUUGUGGUGGAGAAUGAAGCAUUGCUAUAAUGGGUUUAUGUGACAUAUACGGAACUGUAAAAUAUUUUUCUGUCACCGUAUUCUGAUUAUUGAUCUAAACGUCAUUAGCCUGCAAAUCCUGCUGGUUUCCUAUGGUGUUCUAGUCCUUUCGCGUGGAUCUUCGAAGGAAGAGAGAAUAAGUGGAAUAAGUCGGGCGUGAAACCCCCACAGCCGCAACCAUGUCUGGGGCCUCCGUGAAAGUGGCGGUGAGAGUCCGCCCCUUCAACACGAGGGAGACCAGUAAAGACUCAAACUGCAUCAUUCAGAUGCAAGGGAAAACCACCACUAUCCAGAACCCCAAGAACCCCAAAGAGGCUCUAAAGUCAUUCAACUUCGACUACUCCUACUGGUCACACACCUCUCCGGAUGACCCCAGCUUCGCCUCCCAGUGUCAGGUGUACAAUGACAUCGGUAAGGAGAUGCUGCAGCAUGCCUUCGAGGGCUACAACGUCUGCAUCUUCGCAUACGGCCAGACAGGCGCUGGCAAGUCCUACACCAUGAUGGGCAAACAGGAGGAGGGACAGGAAGGCAUCAUACCUCUGCUCUGCGAAGAACUCUUCGAGAAAAUCAAUGACAACAACAACGGGGACAUCUCCUACUCAGUUGAGGUGAGCUACAUGGAGAUCUACUGUGAGCGGGUCAGGGACCUGCUGAACCCGAAGAACAAGGGCAACCUGCGGGUGAGGGAGCAUCCUCUGCUGGGGCCCUACGUGGAGGACCUGUCCAAGCUGGCCGUCACCUCCUACACAGACAUCGCCGACCUCAUGGACGCCGGAAACAAGGCCAGGACGGUGGCUGCCACCAACAUGAACGAGACCAGCAGUCGCUCACACGCCGUCUUCACCAUCGUCUUCACGCAGAGGAAGCACGACAACGAGACCGACCUUUCCACCGAAAAGGUCAGCAAAAUCAGCCUCGUGGACUUGGCAGGCAGCGAGCGUGCUGACUCCACAGGAGCCAAGGGGACACGGCUAAAGGAGGGAGCCAACAUCAACAAAUCCCUGACCACGCUGGGGAAGGUUAUCUCUGCUCUGGCCGAAGUGGAUAACUGUACCAGCAAGAGCAAGAAGAAGAAGAAGUCUGAUUUCAUCCCAUACAGAGACUCUGUGCUGACAUGGCUACUGAGAGAGAACUUGGGUGGAAACUCCAGAACUGCUAUGGUGGCAGCCCUCAGUCCCGCUGACAUCAACUACGAUGAAACUCUCAGUACCCUCCGCUAUGCGGAUCGCGCCAAACAGAUCAAGUGCAAUGCCGUCAUCAACGAGGACCCCAACGCCAAGCUGGUGCGCGAGCUCAAGGAUGAGGUCACGCGCCUCAAGGAUCUGCUGCGUGCCCAGGGCCUGGGAGACAUCCUGGACAGUGACAAUGUUAAGUCCCUGCUGAUUUCUCAAAUGGAGGCAUUGAACAACAAAAGGACAGCCCCUAUUGGCUCCCUGACAGCGUCCCCGUCGCUAGGCUCGCUGAGCAGCCAGCUGGGCCUGACAUCCGUCUCCAGCAUCCAGGAACGCAUCAUGUCCACGCCGGGCGGAGAGGAGGCCAUCGAGCGCCUCAAGGAGUCAGAGAAAAUCAUCGCCGAGCUUAAUGAAACCUGGGAGGAGAAGCUUCGCAAAACGGAAUCCAUCCGCAUGGAGAGGGAGGCCCUGCUGGCAGAAAUGGGUGUGGCAAUUCGAGAGGAUGGAGGGACGCUUGGCGUAUUCUCACCCAAAAAGACGCCUCACCUGGUCAACCUGAACGAGGACCCGCUCAUGUCUGAGUGUCUGCUGUACUACAUCAAAGACGGCAUCACAAGGGUGGGCCAGGCCGAUGCAGAGAGGCGGCAGGACAUUGUUCUGAGUGGAGCCCACAUCAAGGAGGAGCACUGCAUCUUCUGCAGUGAGAGGAAUGGCAAUGGAGAUGUGAUCGUCACGCUGGUGCCUUGUGAGGGAUCUGAGACGUACGUCAACGGCAAGCGCGUCACCGAUGCAGUGCAGCUGCGUUCAGGAAACCGCAUCAUCAUGGGGAAGAACCACGUGUUCCGCUUCAACCACCCCGAGCAGGCGCGUGCUGAGCGGGAGAAGACCCCGUCUGCAGAGACCCCCGUGGAGCCCGUGGACUGGACCUUCGCCCAGAGGGAGCUGUUGGAGAAGCAGGGCAUUGACAUGAAGCAGGAGAUGGAGAAGAGAUUGACUGAAAUGGAGAUCUUGUAUAAGAAGGAGAAGGAAGAAGCAGACCAACUUCUUGAGCAACAGAGACUGGUGUAUGAGAGCAAGCUACAGGAGCUUCAGAAACAGGUAGAGACUCGCUCACUGGCCGCAGAAACGCCCGACGAGGAGGAGGAAGAGGAAGAAGAAGAGGAAGUGCCGUGGACUGAGCGUGAAUUUGAGAUGGCCCAGUGGGCCUUCAGGAAAUGGCGCUACCACCAGUUCACCUCCCUGCGAGACCAGCUGUGGGGCAACGCCGUGUACCUGAAGGAGGCCAAUGCCAUCAGUGUGGAGCUCAAGAAGAAGGUGCAGUUCCAGUUUGUUCUGCUGACGGACACGCUGUACUCUCCGCUGCCCCCUGAGUUGUUGCCCCCUGAGCCGGAGAAGGAUCGCGACCCGCGGCCGUUCCCGCGCACCGUGGUGGCAGUGGAGGUGCAGGACCUGAAGAAUGGGGCCACACACUACUGGUCCCUGGAGAAACUCAAGCAGCGGCUGGAGCAGAUGCGUCAGAUGUACGACCGGGCGGGCGAGAUGGCCUCCACCAAUCAGGGCGCGGAGGAGGGCGGCGAGGGCCCACUCACGGGCAGCGACCCCUUCUACGACCGCUUCCAUUGGUUCAAGCUGGUGGGCAGCAGCUCCCCCAUAUUCCACGGCUGCGUGAACGAGCACCUCGCGGACCGUACCCCGUCGCCCACCUUCUCCACGGCCGACUCGGACAUCACGGAGCUGGCGGACGAGCGGCAGAGCGAAAUGGAGGACUUCAUGGACGACGAGGCCUUUGUGGACGACACAAGCUCAGACGCGGGCACCGAGGAGGGAUCGGACCUCUUCAGCGACGGCCAGGACCCUUUCUAUGACCGCUCCCCCUGGUUCACCCUGGUGGGAAGGGCCUUUGUGUACCUGAGCAACCUGCUCUACUCAGUCCCCCUGGUGCACCGCGUUGCCAUAGUGACGGAGAAGGGCGAGGUGCGAGGCUUCCUGCGCGUCGGAGUGCAGGCCAUCGCAGCUGAUGAAGAAGCUCCAGACUAUGGCUCAGGAGUCCGGCAGUCUGGAACUGCCAAGAUCUCCUUUGAUGAUGAGUACUUCAAGCAGGCUGAUUUCUCCACCUCCGCCAUGACUCGCUCCGGCCUCUCCUUGGAGGAGUUGCGCAUCGUGGAGGGCCAAGGCCAGAGUUCAGAGGUCAUCACCCCCUCUGAGGAGAUGAACAGGAUGAAUGAGAUGGACCUGAAGCUGGGUGGUGUGGAGGGGAAGCUGGUGCAUGGUGGCGAGGGCCUGGCUGGCCAGUUGGAGGUGGGCAGCAUCUUCACCUUCAGGGUCACCGUGCUGCAGGCCAGUGGCAUCCUGCCCGAGUACGCUGACAUCUUCUGCCAGUUCAACUUCCUUCAUCGCCAUGACGAGGCGUUCUCCACAGAGCCCCUGAAGAACACGGGUAGAGGCACCCCACUAGGCUUCUUCCACGUACAGAAUAUUUCUGUGGAGGUAACAGAGUCCUUCAUUGAGUACAUCAAGACCAAGCCCAUCGUGUUCGAGGUGUUUGGCCACUAUCAGCAGCAUCCGCUGCACUUCCACGGCCAGGACCUGGCCAUCAGCCCCAGUCAGCCUUCCAGGAAGUAUUACCCCCCACCCAUGCCUCUGUCCAAACCAGUGCCGGCUACCAAGUUGAACACCAUUGCCAAGUCCUACCUGGGCCAGUGUGUCAGCAAGUACGACCUGCUGGUGUGGUUCGAGAUCAGCGAACUGGAGCCCACUGGAGAGUACAUCCCUGCUGUAGUGGACCACUCAGGUGGCUUGCCUUGCCAUGGAACCUACCUGCUGCACCAGGGUAUCCAGCGUAGAAUCACAGUCACCCUUAUCCACGAGAAGGGCAGUGAACUGCACUGGAAGGAUGUCAGGGAAUUGGUUGUUGGUCGAAUCAGGAGCAAGCCAGAGGUGGACGACACUGCUGCCGACGCAGUCCUGUCACUCAACAUCAUCUCCGCCAAAAACAUCAAGUCCUCUCACAACUCCAACAGAACCUUCUACCGCUUUGAGGCGGUGUGGGACAGCUCUCUGCACAACUCCCUGCUGCUGAACCGUGUCACUCCAUACGGGGAGAAGAUCUACAUGACCCUGUCCGCCUACCUGGAGCUUGACCACUGCAUCCAGCCAGCCAUCAUUACCAAAGACAUCUGUAUGGUGUUCUACUCCCGAGAUGCCAAAAUCUCCCCUCCCCGCUCGCUGCGCAACCUCUUUGGCACCGGCUACUCCAAGACUCCAGACUGCAAUCGUGUGACUGGUAUCUAUGAGCUGAGCCUGUGCAAGAUGUCAGAUACGGGAAGCCCAGGUAUGCAGCGGAGGAGACGGAAGGUUCUGGACACGUCGGUGGCGUAUGUGCGCGGGGAGGAGAACCUGGCCGGGUGGAGGCCUCGCGGGGACAGCCUGAUCCUGGAGCACCAGUGGGAGCUGGAGAAGCUGGAACAGCUGCACGAGGUGGAGAAGACGCGCCACCUGCUGCUCCUGCGUGAGAAGCUGGCCGAGACAGCGGCCCACAAGUCCCCUCUGAGCGAGCCGCUCUCGCCCACCAUGAGCAGCGGCUCCCUCAGCACCUCCACCAGCAUCUCCUCGCAGAUCUCCAGCACCACCUUCGAGAGCGCCAUCACGCCGAGCGAGAGCAGCGGCUACGACUCGGCCGACAUCGAGAGCCUGGUGGACCGCGAGAAGGAGCUGGCCACCAAGUGCCUCCGCCUCAUGACCCACACCUACAACAGUGAAUACAACCAGGUGUGCAACAGCAUCAGUGACUGCAAGCUAUCGGACAUCUCUCCGAUGGGUCGUGACCCCUCUGUGACCAGCUUCAGCAGUGCCACCCUCACCCCUUCCUCCACCUGUCCCUCGCUCUCCGGCUCCAUGGAUCAGAAGACCCCUGAGGCCAACUCGCGUGCCUCCAGUCCCGGCUGCUCGGACUAUGAGAACUUCCCCAUGGUGCCCACCCUGGAGACAUCCUACUUGGCCCGUGCCGGCAAGCACGAGUUCCUCAACCUGGUGCCCAACAUCGAGGAGAUGAGGCCAGGGUCGGUGGUGUCUAAGAAGGGUUUCCUAAGCUUCAUGGAGCCGCGCUCCAACUCGUGGGUGAAGCACUUUGUGGUGGUGCGCCGACCCUACGUCUUCAUCUACAACAGCGACAAGGACCCAGUGGAGAGGGGCGUGCUCAACCUGUCCACAGCCCAGGUGGAGUACAGCGAGGACCAGCAGGCCAUGCUCAAGACGCCCAACACGUUUGCUGUGUGCACCAAGCACAGAGGGAUCCUGCUGCAGGCCAACAAUGACAAAGACAUGAACGACUGGCUGUACGCCUUCAACCCACUGCUGGCAGGAACAAUAAGGUCAAAGUUGGCGAGGAGGCGCAGUGGCUUGAUGAAGAACUAGCUGGCCUCCUCAGAGAGUCCACCUCUUCUACUGGCUGGCCUUUCAACCCGACAAAGUGUUAACACUUAUUAAUCUUUGUGAUUAUUGACGUUUUUUUCUCUCUUGUACCUGUGGCUUAAGUCUCUUCUCCAGCAAAAUGAACUUUAUUUUGAAGUUCUAACCUGCUUCAUUGUCCUCCUCCCACCACCUCACUCUCCCCGCCAUCACCCUUUUCUCCUCUAAAUAUCUCUCUCCCAGUUGAUCAUAUGUUUUCGUUCAGUUUUGGUCCUGCCCUUCCCGUCCCGUCCUGAUGUUUACCCACCCCUUUAACGUCACAUCCUUUGUCAUAACAGAAAAAAAGAAAACCUUCUAGCUAGUAGCAUGUUGGUAGUAGUCUAUUUGUGUGUGCACGGUUCAACAGAUCAGACUUUCUCUUCGCUCUUGUUCUUUUUUUUUGAAAACAUGUGUAGAGAUCGUUCUCCAUCAGUGUUACCCAUCAGGCAGGUUCCAGAUGUCUGGCCGCAUGGACAAGGCAGCAGUGCUCAGGGUGGAAGACUAGGUUUGCUUUUUAAAAAAAAAUAUAGAAAUACAAAUACCAAGGGCACUACCAGUACCUGCCAACAUCCUCAUUCAUUACCGAUAAGAAGCGUUUAGAAGAAGAAGAAAAAAAUAUCCACAAUAAGAAUGACAUUAAUAAAUAAUAAUUCUAAAAAUGAGAGGGCGAAUCCUCUCGCCCAAAUGAAAAAAAAAUGUUGGCUUUAAAAAAAAAAAAGUUGCUGCUAGUGAUAUUGAGGAGAGCUCAUGAAACCUAGCUUUUACAUCAUCUAAAUAGACACGCUGAUUAAGAAGCUGUAACGGGACUUCUGUCUUUCUCUCCGAUGUUACUGCAACGUUGGACAUGCUAUGCUAUACAAGCCUCUCAUGUGACAUACUGUAGGUACAGUAGUUUCCCUGUUCCUCUCUCCCUAGUCUGUGUACAUAGAUGGAGAAAGGUAGACCACUGAGUGUUUUCUGAGGGACAACAAGGAGGGUUUGUAAGUUAGUCACCAUCAUACCAUCUUUUCCCCAGUUGUCACCAAACGGUUGUCCUCCUCCUAGCCCAUUCAGUGUAGCUGAGCAUUUCUUAAACCCCCAGCCCAGCGCCCAGGUUUUAUCUGCUGUGUGCUCGACCAUUGUAGGCAUUUUGACUGGCAUUAGAUAGCAAAGACACCGCAGACAUGCAGAAGAACAAAGAAGAAAAAGACGGUGAAGGGAAUGUCAUUUGUACAUACUUUUCAGGAUUACUGUGCUUUAACCACUUACUUAUACAGACCAGACAUUCCUUUUGCACUUAUACGUUUUAUUCCUUAUAGUGAACUAUUCCUGCUAGUGGAUAAUUCAAAUGGGAAUCAAAGUAGCUCAUCCAUUUGCCGUAAAUAUAAGGACUUGACACUCAAAGAGUUAUAGAUGGCAGUGGCAAAACAUUUCUUUAAAAAAAGAUCUUAGGAACACAAGUGGUGAGAUAACAAGGUUAAGUGACCUGAUGACUUUAUCAUGCAGUUAUAACUUCUCCGAACAUCAUGUUAACCUUGUAGUCGGGCUGUUAGAGAUUCCCUGUUGGCUUGCGCUAUGCCCUGGCCAUAGUUAACAUCUCCAAGUCUUAAUCCCCACCCAGGGAUCGUUGACCAGGGGCACCAGGCCAGAUCUCCAGCUUUCCUUUAAAGUAUACAUGCGUACAUGCCAAGCCACAUGGCUUUCAAGUCAAUUCCUGAAUUUAUAAGCAUCCUUGAAACUUAUCCUUGUAUUUCCUUAUUGUACUCAUACUCCUUUAAUUUAUUUUUUUAUUAACACCAUUGUUUUAUACUUGCCACUCAUUCAACAAAGUAACCUGCAAUGGAAAAAAACAUAUGUGAGAAGAAGGGCAUUUUUGUUCCUUUUUAUCUAGUGAUAUAUUUAAUGUUUGUUUUGCACAUUUAAAUGCUCAUUUAGCAAGCAUAUAAUGAAGAAACGGGAGAUUCAGGUGGUCACGGGCACUGUCUGUUAUAAUGAAUGCGAUUUCUUUUGGAAGUCGACCUUGCAAAGAAGCCUAUAUGCUAACUCUACUGUAGAGUGUCUAGUGUUUGCAGAGUGGUGUUGAGAGAAAAGGGAUGAACUAAAUGCUCUGAGCUUAUUAUUAUUGUCAUUGUUGUUAUUAUUAUUUUGUCUGGAAGUUCUUUUGCUCUGAGUGCCAUGUGGACCAAGCACCUGGUGCUUUAUCUUAGUAGUUCUCAAGUGGUUCUUCUUUGCUCUGUCGCGUGAGGGAUGGUUUUUCAUGAGAACUGCAGACGGAGGUUGCAGGCCUCUGGCCAACCAACCAGUAGGACCUGCAUUACAACCUGACUAUCCUGAUUGGACGAGUAUCUAAUGGAACCAUCUCUUCAUGUGGCAGAUUAGGUAAAAUUGAACCACUCCUCAACCUGUAUGGGAGCAGGUUAAUUGGUAUGCAUUGACUAGUUCAUUGAAAUGUUUGCAGGUUUGCAUUCAUUUUUAACAGGCAAAAAAUAUGAAAACGGCUCGUUUGAUCAUAGGUCGAACAGCCUAAUGGACAAUCAAGCUGUUGGAUUUUUUUUCACAAUAUGUGAAAAUGUAUGCACCGAAAAUGAAUAUCUACUCUCACAUUGCAUAUCUGUAAAGUGUAAAAUGAUGUUCAUGUGGCAUCAAAGCAAAUUUAAUGACGAACAUUAUUUCCAUGAAAAGAGUUUGACAAUGCACCAGAGCAAAGAAUUUCAAGGGUUUCAAAUGGCUUGGGUUACUAAUGUAUAGAGUGCAUUUCAUCGACUGUAUUUAUUGUUUUGCAUUGUAUAUAUUAGUUUGCAGCUCUUUGCACAUAAUAAAUGGUUCUAACUAACGGAUCAAAACAAACCUGGACUUGUUUUCAGUCGUUUCUCCCAGAAGGAGUGGUUGAAUGGGGAAAGGGGGUGAGAGUGAGUUAUAGUGUGCUAUGUGCCCAGGUUUUGCCCUUGCAAACAACUGGGCUCUGAAUGUACUGAAAGUGUUGACCAGUUCAACAGUUUGUCACCAAAUAUAGAGUGGCAUGGGCUAAGAUUCCACCCCAGAAACUGGCUUAUCUUUUAACUAUUUUUUAUUUUUAUUAUUAUUAUUGCAAAUGCACUGCUUUUUAUCAUGGGAGCGUUUUCUGAUGCAAAUGGACGUAUUUCAAAGCAGACCGCUGGGGCAGCAGUCCAUAUCGUUCCACAGUACAAAACCUCUGGUCAGACUUGAUCUCUGCGCUUUAAUUGGAAAGGUGUUACAGGGAGUUCUAUUCUGUUAAAAUGUUUUGUAUUAUUUUACUAAUAUCAGGGAGUUCGUAACAUAUAAACUUUGCCUAAUUGUACACAUCAUCCUGCAGCUUUACGCAACUGUUACUACUUGUCUCAUUCCUCAUCACUAUCUCAGAUAAUGCCUUUGGAAGCAGAAGAAAAACAAUUUCCCUUUUAAAAAUGUUUUUUUGGGAACAGAGAAGAAAAGAAAAA
Messenger RNA from Engraulis encrasicolus (European anchovy), 9189 nucleotides. It is a transcript of the gene kif1b, whose product is annotated as kinesin family member 1B. The record is from RefSeq and is a predicted model, not a curated record. The transcript is spliced from 49 exons. Bases 314 to 5719 code for a protein of 1801 amino acids. Gene Ontology annotation, molecular function: microtubule motor activity; microtubule binding; ATP binding. Gene Ontology annotation, biological process: microtubule-based movement. NCBI's taxonomy places the organism in Eukaryota, Metazoa, Chordata, Actinopteri, Clupeiformes, Engraulidae.